ACCCUCCAUGCGCGGCGGCAAGAACAAGGGUCCAUGCCUGACGUCACAAGUGGCGUGAGAAGAAACGGCAUGGAGAUUGUGGAGAUCACUUUGACACGCCCGCGAAGCCGCGGCCUUAUUUUUCUUCUGGCUCCUGCGCCGGCGAUACCUCUUGAUCACCUACCGCACGCCGCCGCGCACGACGGCGAGCAUACAUACACGACACACACGACGGCGACCGCAAAGUAAUUCUUUCACGCCGAGCCCGCGGAGGGCCGCACCCACAUACGACGCGCCAGACGCCGAGCAGUAAAACACGACCCAAUAGCGCGCACCUUGUUGCAGUACACGUUGCACGCACGCGAAUUCUAUCAUGGCGACUUCGCCGCCGCUCGUUGCUCCUCAGCCCAUGCUUCCCGCGGACGCAUCCGCCCAUGUCAUUGAUCAUGGCAAGAACACCGACGACCACCAUGGCGGCCGGUCAGCGCAGCCUAGCGUUGCCCCUCCAUCGGCUUCCUCCAUGCCCAUCGCGAUGACGGAACCCCUCCCGCAACCAGCGUCGCCCCCUGGCGAGCCCCCCACGGAGAACAAGCUCCAGCCAUCCUUCUUACAUGCCUCCUCGUCCCCCGCCGUCCCCAAGCUGAACGCCUAUGAGGGGGUACCGGGUAUAACUACCUCGCACGAGGAGGACGACGCGCGCCGCGCCUCGGCUGAUGCGCAGGCAGGUGGCGGUCCAGCGGGCGGCCCGCUCUCCAACGCGACUAUCGAGGCGGUGAUUCAGGCGGCCACGCAGAGCCCCAGUCCCCACCCGGGUUUAAGCUCCUACACCCCUCAACCACGCAACGCCUUCUCGCCCCUCCCAGGCCAAUCCUUCUCCCCGAACCCCUCCGCAGCACCCUUCUCCCCCAACCCACCCGGCGGCGGUCAGUAUCAGCCCUCGCCGCUCUCGCAAGGCUCCUGGAGCUCUAACGCCGAUUCCGUCGAUGUAGGCUACUCGCCCUCGCGCGGGCCCAACUUUCCCGAUGGCAUGCGUGCGUCGGGCUUUGGUGGUGUGAACGGCGCAGCGCAAGGCUUUGGUGCUGGCGGCGGGCAGUCGGGAUUUGGAAGUAAUUCGUCGACGUUUACGGAUGGAAUGCGCGCGCCGAGGGAUACGAGGACGCAGCUGUUUGUGGGGAAUCUGCCCUACCGCGUCCGAUGGCAAGACCUCAAAGAUCUAUUCCGGAAAGCAGGCACGGUGCUCCGCGCGGACGUCAGCUUGGGACCCGACGGUCGCAGCCGCGGCUAUGGUACAGCGCUGCUAGCGACAGCAGAAGACGCAGGCAGAGCGAUUGAUAUGUUUAAUGGAUACUCCUGGCAGACGCGCGUCCUCGAGGUUCGAUUAGACCGAAUGGGCGGCGUUGACGGUGCCUCGAGCGGAUACGCCGGGCAGCCAACGAUGGGCGGGUACGGCGCACCAAGCGGGAUGGGCGCGCCCGCGAUGGGAGGACUGGGAGCGCCUGGAGGUGGGCUCGGCGCGGGAGGAGCGGCGUUGGGAGCAGGAGCCCUUGGAGGGUUGGGCGCUGGCGGAUUGGGCGCUGGUGGAUUGGCUGGGGGACUUGGAGGUGGAAGUCUGUACGGCGCGUUGCAUCCGGGGCUGGGCGACGUGAGGCCGGGAAGUAGUGAGGGGGGUGCAGGUCCGGGGAGGAGUUUGUUCGUUGGGAAUCUGCCCUUCCACGUCCAAUGGCAGGACCUGAAGGACUUGUUCCGCUCGUCUGGCGGUACCAUCCUGCGCGCGGACGUUGCGUUGGGCGCCGACGGACGCUCGCGCGGCUUCGGAACGGUAACCUUCGCGUCGGAGGCGGACGCGGAGCGGGCGAGGGCGCUGUUUGACGGGUACGAGUUCAAUGGCCGGCAGCUCAAGGUGCACUACGAUAAGUUCUCCGCGAGCGCGGGCAUGCUUGCGAUCCCUGGCGCGCAAGGGACGUAUGGCGAGACACUUGGGCGAGGGCGCGGAAUCGGCCUGGGAGACGGACGCACUGGUGGGUUCGGAGACGGAUACGGUGGUCUCGGCGGCUUGGGCGGUGCUGGGUUGGGAGGCGGACUCGGAGGUGGCAUUGGUCCCAGCCGGCUCGGUGGCUCACCGUUGGCUGCGUCGAGUCUCGGUGAUCUAACCUAUGACUCAUUGAACGGCUUGCUCGACGAGGAGAAUGCGUUCCGCUAUGGGAUCAGUGGUGGAAGCGGCACAUCGUCUGCGAGCGUGUCGCGUCCGACGUCCAGCGGCGUUGGUGUUGGCGGCCUGGGCGCGUCACGCUUAGCCUCCCUCGGGCAUGCGGCUUCGCUCGGUGCGUCGCCAGCAUCAUCUCUUGGUCCGUCACCAGCGCUGGGCUCCGUGCCGACCUUGGGUGGCGGGACGCUGAGCCACUCGACGUCACCCCGACUCGCCUCUGGCGCGUUCGACGGCCGCGCAUCAUUGGAGGCCUUACGACCGGGCAGCUACGACAGCGCCCUUCGACCAGGCUCGCUUGGUGGUGUUGGCUUAUCGUCAAGACUGGGCAGUCUGGAUAGCGCACCCUUCAGCUCCGACUUGCUGGAUCGCGCAAACUCGUACGAUGGCUUCCCUACUUCCGUCUCGCCGAAUCGCUCGGUGUUCGAGAGUGCGCUGGGGCAGACAGCGUCUCCUUUACAAGCUACAUCGCCGCGGUUAUCGUCGCAAGCUGCGUCUCCAAGACUGUCCUCGCCGCGACCCUCGUCGAGGUCGCAGGCCGCGUCGCCGCAGCCAGCUUCCGCCGCGCGCCUACCAGUAUCCCAGCCGAUCUCGCGCCUACCGAGCUUCGCCGAUGCCGUCGUGGGCAAGGCCGAGGCCAACACCGGGCUCAAGCGCAGCACGUCGGAUGCGCAUCGCCGCGGGGCGCCGCCGGCCGUCGUCGCACGGAACCUUAGCGCGGAAGGUGCGGGCGAGCCUGUGGGGCGGUCGAUGAGCUUUACGGACGUGGGGAUGAAGAGCGGGAUGAUGAGUGCUGGGUUCGGCGGCGGGGCGGAUAGCGCGGUGGAGAGUGCGGCGUCGAGUCGCGCGGAGAGCCCGACGGGUGCGCAUUCUCUGCCGGCGCCGGUGUUCCCGACACUGUCGAGGCAGCCGAAGGGUGCGGCAUCCAUGGGUGCUGUGCCGAGGGCUGGGGAAGCGUCGGAUGCCCCGUCGAGCGACUUUGUGGACCAGGUUCUGGCGGCUGGGCUAGCUGGGACGCGCCUCAACCCGUCGUCGUCGCGCAAGCGGCCUGGUCCGGUACCGGUCACGUCUGGCGGUGGCUCAGGCGAAAAGAAGAGCAGCGGGAGCGCGAGCCCCGCUGGCAGCUCUCGCGCAUCCAGCCAAGGGGAAGACGCGCGGAGCACACCACCGACAAGCCGUUCCACGUCGGAGGAGAAAAAGCCGGGCAUGUCACAGCAGCAGCAGCAGCAGCAACGCCAGCCGCGCGGCCCUCUUCGUCGCGGUCCCCAGCAGCAGCAGCAGGGUCAGCAGGGCGUGCGGCGUCCGAUGCAGCAGAACCCGCACCACCCAGGUCCCAUCUCACUCCCACCCUUCUCGCCGAUGUACACGCCCUACAUGCCGAUGGUGGGCAUGUCGCCCAUGCCUGCGAUGACGCCGCAUGGGAUGCCCCCGAUCACGCCCAGUAUGCCGCCUUUCACGUUCUUGCCGCCGAUGGGCAGUCCGGCAGGGCACCCGAUGCAGCAGUAUCAUCAUGCUGCGAGCCAGCUGUUGACUCCACCCGUGUCACCUGGCAUCCACGACGGGAGCCCGCGUACGCCGCAGCAGCAUCCCGCGCACCAGCAGGCUCAGCAACAAGCCCAACAGCAGCAGGCGGCUCAACAACAAGCCCAGCAGCAGCAGGCGCAACAGCAACAAGCGCAAGCCCAGCAGCAGCAACAAGCUCAGCAGCAACAGCAGCAGGCGCAGCACCCACAGCAAUAUCCAUACCCUCUUCCGCCGCAUCUGAUACCCUUCUCGCCUGGACUCGCGCUCAGUCCGGGUGGGUAUGGCGUCGGGAUCAACCCUGCGGUUGGCGCGCCUGUUCACCUGCCGCCGCGCUCGCCUGGCGGCUUCGUACCUCCUCACUCUCCCGGCGGCUUCUUCGCACCUGUUCCUCCAUUCGCGGCACCUCCGCCUGGCAGCCCUGGCGCGUACCCAUACCCAGUGUCGCCGAUGGGCUACGUCCCGAGUCCGGGAGGCUUUGUGCCCGCGAGCCCAGGGUACUGGAUGCCGAUGAUGAUGCCCGCGCAACAGCAGCAGCAGCAGCCUCAGCAGCAACCGGCGCCUCAGCAGCAGCAGCAGCAAUCCCAGGAGCCGAAAGGGUACUUCGACGUCCUGCCGCAGCAGCAGACGUGGCCGAACUAUUCGCGGCGGGACAGCAACGCGGGCGACCGGACGCCGGGCGCGAGCACCGGUGGGAUCGGCCAGGGCGUGUACGACGAGAUCAUGAAGAGCGGGACGGGGCUCGGGCGGGAGGAGCAGCCCGGCGAGUCGCGCGAGAGUGAGCAGUCGAGGAACGGGAAGGAGAUCACCCACAGCCUGUCCUCGUCUCCAGUAAGGAGCGCGGAGGCGGAUGGCAAGCCCGAGUCGCGUUGAAGGACUUCGCCUCAAAAAGGUGUGGAAUACGGGACUGCGUCUGGUACGGAUGGGUCGGUGUAUGAUUCCAGGAGUGUGGUCGGGGUGGUACUGUCGGUAGUGUAAUGUCCGCGCUGUGCUCUGGAAGUUCGUUGUCGCAUACAGUAGAUAGUACAUCGUUGGUAGGUCCGUACGUAUGGUUUGCACGCACAUUUACAUAUUUACAUACAAGCUAUCUAUCUCACAGGCUCGCUAUUGUAUGGGUUCGGUGCA
This is a messenger RNA of Schizophyllum commune H4-8, 4828 nucleotides long. RefSeq lists its product as uncharacterized. Gene Ontology annotation, biological process: regulation of mRNA stability involved in response to oxidative stress. The record is from RefSeq and is a predicted model, not a curated record. Gene Ontology annotation, molecular function: mRNA binding. The coding region runs from base 353 to 4576 and encodes 1407 amino acids. The transcript has 9 exons. Lineage: Eukaryota; Fungi; Basidiomycota; Agaricomycetes; Agaricales; Schizophyllaceae. Gene Ontology annotation, cellular component: post-mRNA release spliceosomal complex; cytoplasm; nucleus.